GGCCGCUCAGGAAGAGGAAAAUGGCAUAAACAACCCCGAGCGCCGGGACCGCUGAGGAGGAGGAGGCGCCGCCGCCCCGGGCCGCGCGGCCCCUUUAAGAGGCGCGGAGUCGGCCCCUCCUCCUCCUCCUGCCCCUUCCGGAGCCGGACCCGGGGUGACGGCGGUCCCCGCGCCCCUUCCCCCUGCCCGCCCCCUUCCCCAUGGUGCCGACCCCGGCGGCGGGGCGGUUGCCAUGAACAGCAGCGGCCUGCCCUGCUCGUCGCCGUCGCCGGUGGUGGGGCCGCCGCCGGGGGCGGGGGUCGGCGUGGCGGGGCCGGCGGCCGGCGGGGCGGGGGCCGGCGGCGGCGGUGGCGGGGCCGUGAAGCUGAAGUUCUGCCGCUACUACGCCAAGGACAAGACCUGCUUCUACGGCGAGGAGUGCCAGUUCCUGCAUGAGGAGCCGGGCGCCGCCCCCGCCGGCCCAGGGCCCGCCGCCCCCCCCCUCGGCGGGCUCCCGCUCGGCAUCCCCCCGCCCGCCGCCGCCGCCGGACCGGGCUACUCAGCGCACGGGGCCAGCUCGGGCCCGGCGGCAGCGGUGGUGGGGCCUAAGAAAGCCGAACUGGGGGCGGGAGGCGGAGGCGGCGGCGGCGGCGGGGGGCUGGAUGGCCCACGGCUGGCGAUUCCCGGCAUGGAUGGUGGUGGCUUAGCUGAUGCUAGUCUAACGGAUUCGUACUUUAGCACCAGCUUCAUUGGUGUUAAUGGAUUUGGAAGUCCUGCUGAAACAAAGUAUCCCAUGAUGCAGAGGAUGACAAAUAGCAGCAGCUCCCCUAGCCUUCUCAAUGACAGUGCCAAGCAGUAUGCAGGCCAUGAUCCACUAACUUCACCAAAUUCAUCCUUGUUUAAUGACUUCGCUGCCCUCAGUGUGUCUCAAAGGAGGAAGCUGGCAAAACCAGCAUUUCCUUCGUUUAUCACUGACUUGGAGGACAGAUAUAAUACAGUCUUGCCCAGGAAGUAUCGACUGGGGAUGCUGGAUGAGAGGAUAGUUCCGGUGGGAUCAAAAGCAAGAAAAUCAAAGAACCCUAUUGGCUGUCUGGCUGACAGGUGUAAAACAGGAGUACCCAUCAAUAUGGUUUGGUGGAACAGAGUCACAGAAAACAAUUUACAGACACCAAAUCCUUCUGCAAGUGAGUUUAUUCCCAAAGGAGGAUCAACUUCCAGGCUGAGUAAUGUAUCCCAGUCAAGUAUGUCUGCCUUCUCUCAAGCCUUGUUCUCUCACCCCUCCAUGGGAAGUCCUGCUGCUGCUGGGUUAGCACCAGGAAUGUCACUGUCAGCAGGAUCUUCACCUCUCCAUUCUCCCAAAAUAACUCCUCAUACGUCUCCUGCUCCUCGAAGAAGAAGUCAUACUCCUAACCCAGCAAACUAUAUGGUGCCUACUAGUGCCUCUGCGUCUGUCGCUAAUGCUGUCUCUCAGCCUCCAUCUACUGGCCAGGUGAUCCAGAAGGAAACAGUGGGUGGAACAACAUACUUCUACACUGAUACAACUCCAGCACCUCUCACAGGAAUGGUAUUUCCAAACUACCACAUCUACCAUCCAGCUGCACCUCAUGUUGCUUACAUGCAGCCAAAAGCAAAUGCACCUUCAUUCUUCAUGGCAGAUGAGCUCAGACAGGAACUCAUCAACAGACACUUAAUAACGAUGGCCCAGAUUGAUCAGGCUGAUAUUCCUGCAGUUCCUGCGGAAGUGGACAGCUACCACAGUCUCUUUCCUUUGGAACCACUGCCACCACCCAAUCGGAUACAGAAAACGAGCAACUUUGGGUACAUUACAUCGUGCUAUAAAGCCGUAAAUAGUAAAGAUGACCUGCCAUAUUGCCUUCGGAGGAUACAUGGUUUUCGUCUUGUUAACACAAAGUGCAUGGUAUUGGUUGACAUGUGGAAAAAGAUUCAGCACUCAAAUAUAGUAACUUUGCGUGAAGUGUUUACCACUAAAGCUUUUGGAGAACAUUCUCUUGUGUUUGCAUAUGAUUUUCAUGCUGGAGGAGAGACUAUGAUGAGCAGACACUUCAAUGACCCUAGUGCUGAUUCCUAUUUCACAAAACGGAAAUGGGGUCAGCAUGAUGGCCCUCUGCCACGGCAGCACGCGGGAUUGCUUCCAGAGUCUUUGAUAUGGGCAUAUAUUGUGCAGCUCAGCUCUGCCUUACGGACCAUUCACACAGCAGGACUGGCGUGCAGAGUUAUGGAUCCAACGAAGAUUCUGGUAACGGGCAAAACAAGGUUACGAGUUAAUUGCGUUGGAAUCUUUGAUGUUUUGACAUUUGACAACAGUCAAAAUAAUCCACUGGCAUUAAUGGCUCAGUUUCAGCAAGCAGAUCUGAUCUCCCUGGGGAAAGUUGUGUUGGCUUUGGCUUGCAAUUCUUUAUCAGGAAUUCAGAGAGAGAAUUUGCAGAAAGCAAUGGAACUAGUGACAAUCAACUAUUCCUCUGAUCUGAAGAAUCUGAUUUUGUAUUUGCUGACCGACCAAAACAGGCUUCGCAGUGUAAAUGAUAUCAUGCCUAUGAUUGGUGCACGAUUCUAUACUCAGUUGGAUGCUGCUCAGAUGCGAAAUGAUGUUAUAGAAGAAGACCUAGCAAAGGAGGUGCAAAAUGGAAGGUUGUUCAGGCUUCUAGCAAAAUUGGGAACAAUCAAUGAGAGGCCAGAGUUUCAGAAGGACCCAACAUGGUCAGAAACUGGAGACAGGUAUUUACUAAAGCUCUUUCGAGAUCACCUUUUCCAUCAGGUGACAGAAGCGGGUACUCCUUGGAUUGACCUCAGUCACAUUAUCUCAUGUCUUAACAAGCAACUACAGGAUGAGCUCAAAUAUUAAAAGUUACUAACUUGACCUCUGGAUGAAAAACAACGUGGCCAACUGGCUGUUAUUGGGGAAUAAUCCAAACUCAUUUUCAGAGCAGUGCAGAUUUUUUUACCUCCAUUUUUUGUGCAAGCUCCCAACAAAUUCACAAUGUUGAGAUGAUGACCAAUGUGGAUUAGGAUUUUCAGCUCAGUCAUCAGUGCUUUGUACUCACUUGCUGUGGCCCCUUCUGUAAAUACAAAAUAAAUUUGAAAAGGCAAAGAACUGGUCCUGCUGAGCUUUACCACUUCUCAUUACUUUCCAUUGAAAUAACCUCCAUUACUGGAUGUACUUCUUGUGUUGAUGUUCUCUCUCUAUUCCUCCCUGCUCAGCAUCCUCUUGGUUGCAAUUAAACCCAUAAAAAGAGUCAGGCACUCAGCUUCCUCCCAGUAGACUCUAUUAUAUUUAGAACUGAAAGAAUUUUUUUUCACAUGAAUAGUUCUGACAUUUCAGCCAAAAAAAAUGAAAGAACAAAUAAAAAGGGAUUUCAAGAUUAACACUAUCUAGAACUGGUUUCAUCUGACAUGACUUUAGCUAAGGGUUAUAUUCUAGCCUGAACUAAUCAACAUCUUAAGGGGUCAGUGGCAAGAACAAAGUAUUUCCAGAAGCUGAUGCAGCCAUCAAGUUUAGCCAUCUGUAUAAGGAAAAGAUGAACUACCCCUUGGUGAUGCCUGUCUGGUUCUGUUCAUUAUACAGGAAGCCUGGAGAUAGACCAGGGAAGUAAAUAUUCAUUGGUUAAAGUGAGCUGACUGCAUCUCACCCUUACCAGUCAUGACCAAUAAUAAUAGUAAUGAUGCAAGAAGUCCCUCAAACAAAUCUGAAACAUUCUAUUUAGUGUUGAGUGAAACCUUUAAUUUCCCCUGAGAAAAGUUUUUCCUGCAGAAUUUAAUUUCUUUAAGAAAACAAGAAAAAAACCAUAUUGCUUUGUGUAGGCCCAAAAGGAGUUUUUCAGUUUAGUGACACCAAGAACAGCCUUGCAGAAAAACCCCUAGAGCUGGGUCUUAAAGGGCUUGGUUUCAGCAUCUGAAUGGAAACAGUUUGUCUUGGUGUCCCACACAAAACUUGUCUUCUACUUAGUGACCCGCUCUUGGCUCGUAUGGGUGGAGAACAUCCCCUCCACCUCAUGGGAAUUCUGGGAGGAUAAAGCCUAUGAAUGACUGCAAAGUUCCUGGAUAAUCUGGUGAGGACACAAGGAAUGAGGCAGAUCUCCCGCGCUUUAGGUGAGAUACUGAAGAUACCAACAGAAGUUCUGGUCACCGCUGGCUCUCUUCAUUGUCAGCAGAGCUGAACAAGGACUCAGCUCCCUCUGUGCAGGGAUCUGCCUUAGGAUGGGAUGAGCUGUUGUUUCUCAGCACUGCCAGUGAAGGGUAUUUGAGUGGCUGACUCAGAUAUAAGCAUCUACUCUGCACACGCACAUGUGAAUCCCACCAGGAAGACUUCUUGUAGCUGCUGUCUGCUCCCAUUUGUUCCAGGAGCACUCGCUGCUGCGUUGGUGGCGCUGGCUGGCACACGAAGCCUGCUGAUGUACAUGAAGGAACCCUGAACCUGGCAGACCACUCCAAGGGCUGGAAUUGACACCUACACAUCUCCUGAUAAAUGAUAAGUAAGCAUAUGUGAAACUAGGAGCCACUGGCUAAGAUGGGUUUAUUCAAACCGUGCCUGAACAGAGUCAGCCGAGAGCAUCGGGGAUCCAAGCCAUACUGGCAGAAUAGGGGAUGUGUCCUGGCAGAGAGACAGCACCAGAAAGGAUUAAGGGAUUACGGCAGAUAAGCAGUGCAGCAUAAACUCCUGGGGCAAUGCAAAAAAAAAAUCCUGCUAUGAUCCUUACACAUAUAAAGAAGAGAAAGCUAAAUACAUAUGAAGGGAUGCCACCAGGACUCUGGGUUGGGGAAUUCAAUCACAGCUGCUGCAGGCUAUGACUGAACAUCAUCCUGCUUGCUAACAUCCCAAGCACCCUCUUCAAAUUAACAAGGGAGUUUUGUCCUUUCUGCUCCAAAGAGAAAGGUGGCAGUGAAUAGCUGGGGGAUGAUUUUACUUUCAGAUGAGCACUGGUGUAUGAACAGUGCUGGCAAAUCCAUUGCACAACCUGGCUGUCAGCAUCCUAAGCACUGUGUGAUGAGCCUGCAGGCAGUUCAGAGGGGACACACCUGCACAGCACCACCAAGAUUUAAACUGCUCAAUGUGUUUAGCUUAAUGAAAGGGCCUUCAUGAAGAAAAAUCAUUAUUUAAUCUAAUGGAAAGGGUUAGAAGGAGAUGCAGAAGUCAAACGUAUGCAAAUUAGACAUAAAGCAUCCAUUUUUAACAGUAAGAUGAUUAUUCUUUGGAGCUAAUGACCAAGGAAAAUAUGAAAGCUUCCAUCCAAGUGUCUUCAUAUCAAGGUGGAUACCUUAUGCUUCGGCUAAAUUUAAUUUACAGCAUUCAGUAUAGUAUAGGGUCAGUCUAGCAUAAUGGUAUGACUUUUUACUGUGGAUGCAAUUUUUGUUUCAUAGUUCUGCCAUUUCACUCAUGGUGGACCUGAAACUUGAUUUGUACACAUUUUGGAGGCUUCAAAGAGUUAUUGUGGGAAGACUUUGUUUUGAGACAAUUGUAUAAAGAAUGCACCACUAUAUAAGGCAUCAUUUUUUCCAAUGCAGAUUUGCAGCAAGAUACCUUUCAGCAUUUUCACAGCAACUAUUCUGCAUGUUGGUGAUUUCCUGAUUCCAAAGGCAGAUGCUUGUACCACCUUUCCGAAAGCUCCGUGUCCAAGAGACUUUCCUGUAAAGAAAAUAAAGUGGAGAGAUACAUCUUGGUAAAAAAAGGAAUCUUGUCAGCAAAUGGCUUCAUAGAUCAUGAACUGAAAAAUGUACUUUCCAAUGAGUCCAAUAGUUAUAUUUCCAACAUAUAGCUGGUUUAGGGUUUUUGGUUUGUUGGGGUUUUCUUGAAAAUAAGCAGUCAAGUUAGAAGACAGAGUCCUCAGAGGGAGGAAGUGAUAGGAGUGAAAAUGUCACUGAAUGAAUUAACCAUUCAGUGGAGGUACACUGGCUUCAAACCUGAUUUUUUCAGUCUAGCUCUGCCAGAGGAACAUUUUGCUCCUCUUUGCCCUGAGCACACUGCAUGGUGCAGCAGCCUGUGGUGCUGCAAGUUAUGUCUUCAAUAACACAGACCCUCUUCCCCUUUGACAAUGUGUUCACAUGGACAGGUCUGGCUGCCUCUGCCCUUCUACAGAGGCUGUCAAAGGCUUGGUCAGGGAGAUCUUGUCAACAUAUCAGCUAGCACUAAGCUUUAUUUCCAAGCAGUGAUUUUUGGAUGGCUUUUGUGCUUCAUCAGAACCCGGGUACCAGGGUGGCUGGCAAGAGUAUGGCAGCAGGAUCUGCAGUGUAGAGAAGAGCAGAAAAUAGCAGUCGGCUCUUUAUAUAAAAGCAAAGCAUAACAUGUGCCAUAUAUUUAUUUCUCAGAUAUGCACAAGCGACAUGACCAUCUCCACAGGACAAUUGCCUAGUCCUAUGAUGAACACGUGUUUGACUAGCGCUCACUUGGACAUCCACCUUGUUGGUAUCUGAAUGAGAGAUUAAUCCCACUCAGAUUCUUGCAAGCAGAGAAAAAGAGCUUCUGUCUGUAUUAAUUUAAAUCAAUACUGCCUUUUAUAUAUGUAUACUAUAUCUAAACUGUAAUUCUCAGUAUGUCUGUCAGUAGAAGCAAAUAGCAUAUGUUAUUAAGGCAAUGGAAACAUGAAGUGGAAUAUGCUAAGCCAAAAAAACCCCAGAAAAUUAUUUCCACCCUGGAUGUGCAAGUGUUGUAAUUAUUUUACAGCAAAUAAAAACCACAAAGAACUUGAUCUACAUGACUGAAAAGCAUCAACAAGCUGACCUUGGUUUGUGAAGGGCUUAGUGUUUGCUAGAGAAAUACAGAUGAAUCAGUGUGUGUCUAAAAACCUACUAUCACCUUUUUCCGUUACUGCAUAUAGAUUCUUCACUCAGCAGAUGUGUAAGGGAAGCAUCAUUGACUCAAGUCUCAGUUUUCUUAGUGAAUUCAUGUUUUUAGUCCCUAAUGUUUUGACUGUUCACAGUUUCUACAUGAUGAACUUGCAGCUUGAGGGCCUAUAAAAGCCAUCGUACCUUUGUUUAAUCCAUAGCUUGAAUCUGUUUCCAGCACUGUUAAUUCACUUCCCACAUUGUGAUAACCUACUUAGUCAACACUUGGAAAACACAUGGGCUCAUAAAGCUGCAAAAAGCUGCUAACUUUUCAUAAAGGAGAAUGAGCACUGGAAACAGCACUUCCUUCUCUAAACAGCAGCGUGAUUCAAUGGGAAGCUGUAAUAACACUCGUCUUUGCUGCUCUGCUAUUUUUCGUACCAUGCUGAAUGACAGCCCAGAACAGGGCUGCUUUAACUUUCCGGCAUGUAGCUCUGAACUCCCCAGUUUAGUACGCAGUUGUGGCUAUGGUUGUUCGUGCAAAAGCCCCUUAUGCUGACACACGAAGUAACUACAAAAUUAUUAAACAGAGGAAUAUUAAGUUGCCCAACCAUCUGAGCAGUCAGCCUGCCGUAGCCUUAUAGCAGCUACACUGGAUAUGUUUGGGGUAAUGCUCAGGUAUGUAAUGUUGCAGCAUUUAGAACCAGACCAAUGAAGCAAAAUGAUCUACUUAAGUUUUCCACACUUGGCUUGGAUUUACUGGGCCGCUUAGAACGCAUUAAAGUGAACAUACACCUCGGUCAACGAGUUUUGGAUGAGGUGGUUUUCAUUUCAGUCCCAUUUUAGCAGUGUCCUUCAAGAAUGUCACUUGCUGGACUGGGGCAUUAGCAUAGAACACCGCGCCCCAUGUCUGUGUGAGGGCACAGGCUCAAAGGCGUGUUCAUUUCUCAGGUUCUCUUCCAUGGUUUGAGCCAUCUGGGUUUUCCCCACAUGUGGCUUCACGUUUUCCAUUAUGUUACACAGGGCAGCUGUGCACGGGCAGGAGAGUGGGAAGUGCUGCUCCAGCGCUGUGGUCCUGCAGCGCAGGGGAGGGAGCGGGGCUCGGGAAGCCGGCAGCCACCAGUGUGUGUGACACUGAGCUGGAGCCAGCAGCCACACUCCCCCGGGUCCUGCAUCCCAGCAUCGGCACUGUGUCACCUCUCCAGAUUAGGAAGGUCAAGCCCAAGAGUAAGAAGUGCAUGAUAGCUCAGCUAACACAGUGUGUUAUCACUGACCACACUGACAGUGAUUUAUAGCACCAGCCUUUUUCUGCCUAAAGAAAAGAUGACAUUUUGCUCUCAGUGAGAUUAAUCUAUGCUGAAUGUUAAUUACCCUGACUUCAGUGAUGCCCAUACAAAAUUUCCUGUAAUGUCUGUACCACGUACAGAUGAAGGGGGAGUCCUGUUAUAUAAGCAUUGCAUCACAGCUGUGGGCUGUGUGUAUGCAUGUUGGAGGAACACACAGAAAAAGAGAUGUGGGCUGAAAGGAGAUACUUCUUUGCAAAAGUUAUAAUAAAUAUGUGUCCUGGAGGAUAAGAAGGUGGAAAGAGAAAAACAGUCGCAUCAGAUGCUGGAAGGGGUUGCAUUUCUAAAUAAAAAUAUAUUUUAAAAACCA
Corvus hawaiiensis (hawaiian crow) is the source of this 8409-nucleotide messenger RNA. RefSeq names its product poly(A) specific ribonuclease subunit PAN3 (gene PAN3). Gene Ontology annotation, biological process: mRNA processing; nuclear-transcribed mRNA poly(A) tail shortening; protein phosphorylation. The record is from RefSeq and is a predicted model, not a curated record. Gene Ontology annotation, cellular component: PAN complex; P-body. Gene Ontology annotation, molecular function: ATP binding; metal ion binding; protein kinase activity. Bases 233 to 2842 code for a protein of 869 amino acids. Lineage: Eukaryota; Metazoa; Chordata; Aves; Passeriformes; Corvidae. The transcript has 20 exons.